GCGUACCCGGGAUACCGAGCUCCGAUUGGUCGGUGCACAGCGACGGGGAUCACGUGAUCGAGAAAACCGCGCUUCGAGAAUAGAGAAGAGGCAGAAAGAGAAAGGGAGCGAGAGAAAGAGAGAGAGUCGUCGUUGCGGCCCCGGCACGUCCGGAUCGGGCACAAGAAGAACAGGAAGUAGAGAAAGAGCUGCGGAGAAAAACUACUCGGGAGGGACACGCGCGGUGCGGUGCCCUCCACAAUACCAGUAACACGAAAACUUUGUACCACUUGUAUCCGCGCGCAUGUACGUCAAUCCGGAAGGAUAAAACGAAGAGUGAGAUAAAACUGGAUAAAGAACGUACAAAACAUCGCUAACGUAGAAGGGGGAGGACGGGAAUAGAAGAAGAUGAACCGGCGUAAAAAGCAAUAAGACAUAAGCGGAGUAGGGAGCUGGUGGAAUCUCACAUCGUGGAGAACAGUUCUUGCAUAUAUUUUUCAUUUGACUCCCUCUACUUCGUCAUUGCCCACCACGACUGCUGCCACCACCACCACCACCACUGAAAAUCUGACAGCUCCGUCCUUUUCCAUUCUUCGAGCCACGCGUGCCUCGCCUUCUUCUAAUCCUCUUAGGCAGUAUCGUGCCUGCACCUUUACGAACCGGAAACCCACUGCAUCGUCGAUGCUUCGUCUCACGUAACGGCCUCCGAAAUUUUCUUUCCUUUCCAUCAGUUCUACCGUUCUCAUGGUGACUUUCUUUCUCGGAAUCUCCGUUUCUAUCCCUUUCUUCAUGGUUCCUCUCGAACCAGUUACUUCUUCGUCUAGUGCUCCAGUCUAGAGCCAAGUCUCAUUCAGUUCCCACCUCCACAAUACGCCUCCUCUACCUCCGACUUCCUUUCUUUUCCUCCUCCUCCAUCCUCUACCGCCGGUGUCCUCCUUCACUUCGCGUACGCCACUCGCCGGGUUCCGGCCGAUCGGAGUGACAGUGCCUGCCCCCGGAAUCGCGCGCGCACAUCACCAUCCUUCCAAAAUAAUCAUCGUAUCUUGUGUAUCCGGCGACUGAAUUUUAACUGUAACGAUAACAAUCGUUACUUUAUCAGUGCUAUUUCGUGAUAACGAUUUUAUUCCAAGUUCCGUUGGUUCAUUCGUGUUCUCACGCUUUCGAGGAUUCUAUUGGACGCCGUAAAUUUAAGUGUGACAAGUUGAUGAUGAUUUAAUGAUUUUUGUGAUGACAAGUGAGUGCACAAGUAGGAUCAUCAAGUGCGCGUCGAUAAAAGUGAUGAUAAAUCAAGAUUCAAAUUUACUCUCAAUUUUAACUGUAAACGUAUAAUAAUUGCAUACAUGCGCGAUCACGAUUCGAAGAAGAGACUCCUUCUCGAGGGAAACAGUUUGGAGGGUUCUGAUGCGAAAUAAACAACAAUCGAGGGACGCUCAAGGGGAAAGUGAUAAUCGUCUUCAAGUGCAUCAGGCUACGGUGGGUUUGAGGUUGGCAGAGUUAGGCUGCUUCGUUGAGUGCGAGGAGGACGAGCAGCCUGAUAAAACGAGGCCGACGACACCCGUCCUGGCGAACGACGGGUGCUCCGGUGCAACCGGAGUCGGUGGCGGCUUCUGGCUGGCCUCGGUCGCCGCGGGGGCUGGUACCGGAGCCGGCCUGCCACAGCACGGGUCUCAUCCAACGAUGGACCCGAGCUGCGGCCCCGCCGAAACCGGCUUUAUCAAUAGCCAGCCCUCGAUGGCCGAGUUCAUGACGGCGUUGCCUCAGCUCGCGGGCGACGGUCCGCUCCAACAUUCACCGGGAGCUGGUGGACCCAUGAGUCCGGGUACUCAUCACCCUGGCUAUCAUACGAUGAUGGAUCCGCACGCAGUUGCGGAUCCAUCCGGUGUCAAUGUCCCGGAGUAUCCUUGGAUGAAGGAGAAGAAAACAACGAGGAAAAGCAACCAACAAGAAAAUGGCUUACCGAGACGAUUGCGAACUGCCUACACGAAUACGCAACUGUUGGAACUGGAGAAGGAGUUUCACUUCAACAAAUAUCUUUGUCGACCUCGAAGAAUAGAGAUAGCAGCCUCGUUGGAUCUGACGGAAAGGCAGGUGAAAGUGUGGUUUCAAAAUCGUCGUAUGAAGCACAAGAGACAAACGCUCUCGAAGGAGGAUGGUGACGAAAAAGAUGGCACGUCCUCCGACGGUGUUGAGAAGAGCAAGAGUGACAAGCUGCUGUCGAUGGACGAGGAUGAGAAGAAGAGCUGCCACAACUGUGAUAUUUCGGGAGUUGGGGACGUGGGUAGCUCUCUGGGUGAGAUAACCGAUCUUGGUGCUGGUCGCACCGGGAGCAGCAGCAACAACAAUAACAACACGCCAUCGGCAACGAACAACAACAACAACAACAACAACAACAAUAGCAGCGUGGGAUUCAGCACGAAUAGCAAUGGCGCGAGUAGCGUCGGUAGUACGAACAGUGUCUCGAGUUCAUUCGAAAAAAUGAUUGCCGACGAGGAUUCAAGGUCUCAGGACGGCAGUGAAGUUACCUCGCCGAGUAUAAAUUGCAAAAAAAUUGGCGUCGCCAAUGAGGUAAGAGUGAAGAUCGAAGCCGGACACAAAAGUCCAAAUCCGCCGAAGCACCAGAUAACCGUGAGUAAGAAGUCGCCUCCCUCGAGCAACAAAGAACUGUGUGCCGUUACGAGCAACGGUGUGCUUCUGGCGAUGCCAGAUUCAACGGUCAGCACCCCAGCUCUGCCGGGCCAAGCAUCUUCGCGCAGCUUAACUCCGUCCUCGACACCAGGAACCCCGGUGUCGGUCCAGUUGCAACAGGGUAGUCCGCUCGGCAUUCAGCCCCCUGGCCACGUUGGCUACAUGCAGAGACCGAGAAGUUCGCCGUCCUCGACGAGUUCGGUACCCGGUGCGAUGACUGGUGCGAUGAUCCAUCCGCAGGUUGCCAACCCCCCGGCGAUGCCAUCCCACUCUGCCAGAAAUAUUCCCUCCACUGCUCAGCCUCACUUUAACCAACAGCAGCAGAACGUGUAUCAUCAAGGAACCACGAAUCUCGAUUAUAGGAACGGGCUCCCAAUGAACACCAGGCAAAAUGUCGCGGCCGCGAAUCAGCAACACAAUCAGUCCCAGAAUGCGUACUGCUCGAGAGACAUCGCCGGUUAUCAGCAACGAAUAGCGUACAGCAACGAGAUGCACCCGCUGUACAACAGACAGAGUCAGGCGGUGCCUUCGAGGGUUUCUCAUCACGCUAGAACGGCGAGUUCGUCCUCGGCAAGGCCCGUUUACAAUGCCAACUCGAUGCAAUUUCACCAGCAACAGACCCAAUACCCCAAUACGGAGUACAACGGAUAUCAAUCCCAAGGAGGAUCUAAUCCGGUGUCCUAUCACGCUUCAUAUCACGCUAGAAAUAUGCAGCAGAGUUCUAGCAUUCCCUACCCGAGCACAGGACAGCAUCAGCAGCAGCAGCAGCAGCAGCAGAGUUAUUCCUCGAAUCCACAAACCGAUGGAGCUGCCACGGAUGGCUACAUGUCGAGCGGUGGUUACGGAUAUCCAGGGAGUGGCACGUAUCACGCGACCGGUGACAAUCUCGUAGCUCAGCACGGGCACACCGCGGUCUCGUUGCAGCCUGGACAACAGCAGCAGCAGCACUAUUACAACGAAAUGCAGCAGCCGCAUCAACAAACGCAGCAGCAUCACGGAAGCGAGAGCUACGUUUCGCAUCAGGCUUCUUUACACACGAAUUCCGGUGACUACAGAACAACCGGCAAGUGUCACACGAAUCAUUACUACGAUCAAACUUCACAACUGCAUGUUCAUCAAGGUGGCGAAGCUUCGAGCAUUCCAACGGCCUAUGUCUCAUCUCCCGAUCCCUUUCCGGCACCCGGAAUGACUACAACAGCCACCGCAAUAGCCGCUGCGACAGCAGCCGUCAUUACACCUCCGGAUAGCACCGGUCAGGCCGAAACGAAUACCGAGACUUACACGAAUUUCGCCAAUUACUACACCGACCCCCAUCAACAGUCUCACAACGCUUCAGCCCACCAAGCCUCUGCCGACAACAGCAACAGCUCCUCGGAAUUCAACUUCCUCAGCAAUCUCGCAAACGACUUUGCCCCUGAGUAUUAUCAGCUCAGUUGAGUACAGCCUGACACCGAGUGCAACGGACUGAUCGAUUGGAACGAGGAACAAUACCUGCUCAACGAACUCUACUGAUGGCACAACUCGCGAGCUCAGGCCCGAGUCACCGGACGCGAACAUUCGUCAUAAUUCGUCAGCCUGCCGAACGCUCUUCAACUUUCAACUUUGUCGCCGAACUUUGGUUGAGUUUAAACGGGAAAAAUUAAAGUGCAAUCUAAACAUACUUUAACGUAAAUGUACACUUAUAAGAUUUUGUUGAUUAAAGGGCGACUGUGAAGUGUUCAGAGGAUUGAUGAACAGUGGUGAUGGUUCAUCGAACGAGAUAGGACAAAGUGACUUUGUAUCGUCGGACUGUGCUGCAUCUUCUUCAACGAUACAACGGUUGUAUAUUAUUAUUACUCGGAUUAUAUAAAAUGGAGGGAAAUAGAUUUUAAGAUAGAAAUGAAAUGAAUGCGACAGCCGAUUUAAUAUUGACGUGUUAUAUGUUGCGACUCGUGCCCUCCUCAAACGAAUUCUAUCAAUUUUCUACACAUUUCGUUUGUCAUCGUUGUCAAAUGAUUUUCCGCGUCUCUUCGCCAUACGAGUUACACGGGAUUAUUGAAUUGAAAUACACACGGACAACAAUAUUGAAUCGUCGAGUGGCACACGUAGACGCUGCGAACCGUCGUACUGUUUAUACAUACAUACACACUGUAAUGAAGGUUCCUUGUACAUAUAUACGUAAAUAUUUCGUGUACACGAGUACGCUGAGCGGUUAAUCGUAUUGCAGAUAAAUAAUAUGUUUGUUCAUCCAAGAUACUGUAUGUAAAAAAAACGUAAGCACGUCAUAGGCGAGCGAUAAGUGGCUUGGAGAAUCUUAAAAACAUUAAGACGACUAAAAUCUCAUCGCACGUGUAUAUUUGUUGACUGACACACUCGUUCACACAUGACUGUCCUCAUCGAAAAACACUAACAUAACACACACAUGGGACACAUAGACACACACACACACACACGUAAGAGACAGGCUCUUGUCAAAUACAAAAUUAUUAGAGAAACUCGAAA
Molecule: messenger RNA, 5145 nt
Organism: Venturia canescens
Lineage: Eukaryota; Metazoa; Arthropoda; Insecta; Hymenoptera; Ichneumonidae
Gene: pb
Product: proboscipedia
Exons: 3
Coding region: 1381-4101 (906 amino acids)
Biological process (GO): regulation of DNA-templated transcription
Molecular function (GO): DNA-binding transcription factor activity, RNA polymerase II-specific; DNA binding
Source: RefSeq, a predicted model, not a curated record